AUGAAAGCAAGUGAGAAUAAAAAGGAACAUAAAGCUUUUACUCCAACACAAGCACUCUGUGUUUGUAUAUUGACUACACGACUUCGUGGUACGUUGACAUGUACAGAAAACAAGAAUGAGUUGCAAUAUUUUCCCACUGAUUUUUCAUCGAAAGCAUUAAACUCAAUCAAUAUCAUAAAAAUAGCUUUUCAGUGCAUACAUAAAGGAGUGUGCGCUCAAUAA
Clunio marinus is the source of this 222-nucleotide messenger RNA. The record is from the annotation of a GenBank genome assembly. NCBI's taxonomy places the organism in Eukaryota, Metazoa, Arthropoda, Insecta, Diptera, Chironomidae.